AGCACCCAGCACACUGCAGGGGUUGGGGAAGAUAAAUAAUAAAGGGCCCAUCCCCUUAGUGGGAUCAGUUACUGACUUUAGUGAGGUGAGCUUGGCCCAAAGACUCUGUUUCCACAGACCAGAGAUAAGGAAGAUGCUGUGACUGAGUUUGUGUCAAUUUUGCAUUGGGUCUUGUUUCUAGUUUAUAAGGAAAGUGCAACGGUGAGAAUCCCAGAGCUUGUCUUCUGAGCAGCCAUGGGACGCCGAAGCUUCGCAUUCCCUCCAAUGUUUUUCUACCUUGGACUGUUCUGGUUUCCGCCACCAGCAAGCACCCAGAGGACAAACAGAAUUGGCACAUGUCAGACUGAGACUCUGGGAAGAGAAUUCAUCACUUCCUAUAUGGAUGAGUGUGGGAACUCUAGUCAGUUUGAAGUGCAAAUUAGUGGCUACUUUGCCUUCACUUCAGUGUUCGUUUCCAUCUCCAAUUACACGGGUGACGGGACAAAGUUUGAGAAGAAGAUUAUGGUAAAUCAGGGCGAGAUGGUGUGGGUCAAGCUACCAGACUCAGUGGGAAUUAAGGGCUCUACCAAGUUCCCCAAUGUAGUCCUAGUCAAGGCUGACAAAGAUAUCUCAGUAGUGUCUAUCAGAAACAAACAUGUGAUCCCUGAGACCACUGUGCUGUAUCCUGUCUCCAGCUUGGGAAAUGAACACUACAUAGUGACUCCCUCCACACAAUCCUUAGAUAGUUACCCAGAGUUCUCUGUUAUGACGUACGAAGACUGCAACUCUGUGAAGGUCCAUGUAAAAGGCAAGUUACAUUACCUAACACAGGUCUACUCCACUGGCAACAAACUGGAAAUUAAGCUCCGCGCUUUCGAAGGCUACCAGUUUCAAGGCAUAGCAGAUCUGUCUGGAACCAGGAUUGUCUCAGAAAAACCAGUGGCUGUCUUGGUUGGCCAGGGGUGUUUUUGUAAUAACACAAAAUGCAACCAUGUCGUUGAGCAGCUCCUACCAGUUUGCAGCUGGGGUAGAACAUACAUCAUUCCUCCCUUACCCUGGCAGACAGUAGAUGAAAUAGUCUACAUCACUGCUUCCCAGAGCACAACUGUGUUGUAUCAACUAGGGGAACAGCCAGAGACCGUUACUCUAGCAGGAGGCAGUGUGCUCCAGCGUCCUGUCAAGCCCUCGAUCCCAGUCUACAUCUCUGCUAAUGUGAGCAUCCAAGUGGUGUUCUACAGCAUGGGCUCAGCUGUCCCUAAUUCCUCCCACGCCUUCCUGAUGAAUGUUCCAGAUGUUGCCAAUUACUGCCGGAUGUAUUCAAUAAAUGUCCAGGAGGGCUUUGAGAACUUUGCCUUGAUGAUAGCCAGUACAUCUGAGUCUGGUGCCAUCAUCCUAGACAAUCAGCCUCUAAGUGAUGUGAUGUGGAACCCAGUCGCUGGCACUGAUUUCUUUUGGGGCAUGCUUACACUUGGACCUGCCAUCAGCUCCCAUGCCGUGGAACAUCUCAGCUCUCCAUUUGCGCUCCUGAGUGUUGGCACUGCUGCCAUGGACAGCUAUGGGAUUCCAGGUUCCUGCAGGAAGAAUGUUACCUUUAAAUGCCAGAUUGAGACUCUACAGAUAAAAGAGCAGUUGGAGAGGUGCAAAGAUGUCUUUCUGCAGGGCAGCAACAGUGAAUUUUGCUCCUUCAUGAAUUCAACCUUAAUGAAUUUGGAGACCAUGUGUGCAGAGGACAGAGCAGUAUCGCUGGAGGAAGUUGCUCGUCCCAUUGGUCCCUUCCUGAAUAACUCCACCCUCAGUGCUGGUGGGAAGGAGAGCAAGGGGGAGGUGGCCUUCACCGUGACGUUCCUUCUGCAGAGUGUGGAAUUGGCUGCACUGACAGCUGCUUUGAAGUCUCCGGAGCAUAGGACCCAGACCGUGAUAACAGAGUCCAUGGCUAUCGAGACGCUCCUAGUUGUGCCGGCUGCAGGUCCCUGUGAUGAGGUCUUCAGGCUGAGGGCUCAGGAGGAGACAAUGGACAUUCACUGCAAUACGGUCACCAAAGCAGCGACAGAAGAUUCUGUGGCUGUUACUUUUAUUUCUUACUCCACCCUGGACUCCAUCAUUAACAAGAGAUUUCGCAACAAGGAAGAUCUAACGGCUGAUGAGAAAUUGAGGAAUUUUCACCUGAAUUCCAGGGUGGUGAGUGGGGCUAUCGGAGCUGGGAGGCACAUGAACCUCUCCAAACCUGUGAACUUCACCCUGCGCCAUAGACAGGAAAAGAAAGAGGAGGAAGAGACUUGCUGUGUUUGCUGGAAAUUCGUCGCUGGGAAAGGCACCUGGGUUGAGGAUGGCUGCACUGUUCUCCACACGAACAGCACUCACACCAUCUGCAGCUGUGACCAUCUCUCCAGCUUCGCACUCCUUAUGGGUCUCACCAGAGUGGAGGAGAGUGUCCCACUGACCAUCAUCACCUAUGUGGGACUGACCCUCUCCCUGCUGUGCCUCUUCCUCGCCAUCCUCACCUUCCUCCUGUGCCACUCCAUCCGCAAUGUCAGCACCUCCCUUCAUCUGCAGCUCUGCCUCUACCUGGCCAAUCUGCUCUUCCUCACCGCAGUGAAGCGCACCGGCAUUCGGGUGGUCUGUGCUGUCAUUGCUGCCCUCCUACACUACCUCUUCCUGGCCUGCUUCACCUGGAUGUUCCUGGAGGGGCUGCACCUCUUCCUCGCCGUCAGGAACCUGAAGGUCGUGAAUUACACCAGCACCAGCUGGUUCAAGAAGAGAUUCAUGUAUCCGUUCGGCUAUGGAUUCCCAGCCCUGGUGGUGGCUAUUUCUGCAGCUGUGAAUCCUGAAGGCUAUGGAACUUCCACACAAUGCUGGCUCAGCCUGGACAGAGGAUUUCAUUGGAGCUUUCUGGGUCCAGUCUGUGCCAUAAUCCUGAUAAAUGUAACAUUUUUUAUUGUAACCCUCCGGAUCCUGAGAGACAAACUCUCCUCCCUUAAUGAAGAUGUAUCCACUCUCAAAGACACCAGACUACUGACUUUUAAAGCUAUCGCCCAGCUAUUCAUUCUGGGCUGCACAUGGAGUCUUGGUCUCUUCCAAGUUGGCUCAGCAAAAAUGGUCAUGGCGUAUUUAUUCACCAUUGUCAACAGCCUGCAGGGAGUCUUCAUCUUCCUGGUGCACUGUCUCCUCAAUCGCCAGGUGAGAGAGGAGUACAGGAGAUGGAUUAAAAGCACAAGAAAACCCAACCCCACAACUCAAAAUUUUACUGUGUCUGUGUCCACUGUAACUACCAGAGCCAAGAUGAUGGGCCAUCCCCACCGGAGAGUUAACACUGCAUGGAAUUUACUCUGGCUCCAUAACCUUUACUGGGAAAGGAUCCAGAAGUUUUGUCUGGAGGGAAAAGUGGAGACUUAUAUAUGGAAAAACUUCCCUGCUCCAGUCCCAACACAAGAAGACACAACCUUUGUCUGGAAGUGGACAUUUCUGGUUUAUUUAGAGCAGCCUAUAUUACCUGUGAGUUGGUGGGGGAAGGGAGCGGGCUUUGUCUACUUUUGUUUAGUUAUUUCCCUGCAUGUGAUGUCACUUCAGCGGAAGCUGGCUGCAUUUUGCAGACUCUGCACUAUUCCUGAAUGAGGACCCAUUCCUGAUCCCAUUAAAGUUGACUGAAGUUUUCCCAUGGGAUUGGCACUCAAAGUAUAUUUGUUUUGCGGGCAGGUGAGUUGGGGAGAGCCCUCCACUUCAUCUCUAUGAAACAAUCACCUCUCCAACCAACAAUGUUUAUCAUACAGUCGGCUUUGCUGUGCCAGUGGGGCAGGUGCUUCAGCUGCCAUUCUUCAUCACAACUACAUACAAAAUCUGGAAGGGGAAGCGUGAUUGGACCAAAUCCUCUCUCUGAUCCAAAUCCACAACUCCUACUGAAUUCAAAGGGCACUCUAAGGUUGUAUCUGGGUGUCUCUCCCAGAUUUAAAGGGCCAGAUCCCAGGUCAGAGAGCAGUUAUUUCAUAGGGAAAGCACAUCAUGUGGGCGGGUGUGUGUGUGUGUAUGGCGAUUUGCAGAGCCCUCGCAUGUUAUGUGUGUGAGCUAGCUCUGCUGUUUCACCAUAAUGUGUAAAUAAUAAAAUAACCUGCUUAUGGACCUUGGUUGCUUCUUUGGUGUGAGGGGUUGCUAUCUGUGUAUCCUGGAAACCUAGAGCCCAAUUCUAAAGCCUCUUUAUGCCAAUCUGGCAGUAUAAAGGGACUUUAAAGUGGGCAGA
This is a messenger RNA of Gopherus evgoodei (Goodes thornscrub tortoise), 4210 nucleotides long. Its product is annotated as adhesion G protein-coupled receptor E3-like. Lineage: Eukaryota; Metazoa; Chordata; Testudines; Testudinidae. The record is from RefSeq and is a predicted model, not a curated record. The transcript is spliced from 16 exons. Gene Ontology annotation, molecular function: G protein-coupled receptor activity. Gene Ontology annotation, cellular component: membrane. Bases 235 to 3591 code for a protein of 1118 amino acids. Gene Ontology annotation, biological process: adenylate cyclase-activating G protein-coupled receptor signaling pathway; cell surface receptor signaling pathway.